Molecule: messenger RNA, 2127 nt
Organism: Daucus carota subsp. sativus
Lineage: Eukaryota; Viridiplantae; Streptophyta; Magnoliopsida; Apiales; Apiaceae
Product: pyruvate kinase, cytosolic isozyme
Exons: 4
Coding region: 241-1773 (510 amino acids)
Biological process (GO): glycolytic process
Cellular component (GO): cytoplasm
Molecular function (GO): potassium ion binding; pyruvate kinase activity; magnesium ion binding
Source: RefSeq, a predicted model, not a curated record
UGCCGUUAGUCCCGGCUCCAGUUUAAGUGUACUGUUUGUAUCCAGAUAUAAACCAACCCCCACAAAAUUUAGAAAGCUUAUAAACACACGGCCACAAAAAAUAGAUACAGAGAAAGCUGGAAAUUUCACAACUUCAUUUCAAGAAGAAGCUGCAGCUCAAAUCUUCCUUUGGUCUGCUUAUACUUCUCUAUAUUACAAGUCAUUUCUGCUGGUGCUACUUUCAUUAGUUGAGAUACUAAAAUGUCGACCAUUGACAUUGAGGGGAUCUUGAAGGAGCUCCCAAAUGAUGGCCGUGUUCCAAAGACUAAAAUUGUGUGCACCCUUGGCCCGUCUUCCCGAUCUGUACCAAUGAUUGAAAAGCUUUUGAGGGCGGGAAUGAAUGUUGCUAGAUUUAACUUCUCACACGGGACUCAUGAGUACCAUCAGGAGACAUUGGACAAUCUUAAAAUUGGCAUGCAGAACACUCAGAUCAUGUGUGCCGUGAUGCUCGAUACCAAGGGACCUGAAAUUCGAACCGGUUUUCUUAAAGAUGGAAAACCUGUUCAGCUGAAGGAAGGGCGUGAAAUCACUAUAAGCACAGAUUACAGCAUAAAGGGUGAUGAAGAGACUAUCUCUAUGAGCUACAAAAAGUUACCUGUGGAUAUCAAGCCUGGAAAUACAAUAUUAUGUGCAGAUGGCACCAUCACUCUCACUGUCUUGAGAUGUGACCCGGCAGCUGGAACAGUGAGAUGUCGUUGUGAGAAUACUUCUAUGCUAGGUGAGAGGAAGAACGUGAAUCUUCCUGGUGUUGUAGUGGAUCUCCCAACACUCACAGAAAAGGACAAGGAAGACAUCUUGCAGUGGGGUGUCCCAAACAAGAUUGAUAUGAUUGCACUCUCCUUUGUUCGCAAGGGUUCAGAUCUUGUUAAUGUUCGGAAAGUACUUGGGCACCAUGCUAAAAAUAUACAGUUGAUGUCAAAGGUUGAGAAUCAGGAGGGAGUUGUAAACUUUGAUGAAAUCUUGCGUGAGACUGACUCAUUCAUGGUUGCUCGUGGUGAUCUUGGAAUGGAAAUCCCAGUUGAGAAGAUUUUCUUGGCGCAAAAAAUGAUGAUUUACAAGUGUAAUCUUGCUGGUAAGCCAGUGGUCACUGCCACUCAGAUGCUUGAAUCAAUGAUCAAGUCUCCACGUCCCACUCGUGCUGAGGCAACCGACGUUGCUAAUGCUGUAUUAGAUGGGACUGACUGUGUAAUGCUUAGUGGGGAGAGUGCAGCUGGAGCAUAUCCUGAAAUUGCUGUUAAAACUAUGGCUCGAAUUUGCAUAGAGGCAGAGUCCUCACUUGACUAUAGCACUAUAUAUAAGGAGAUGAUAAAGGCAACCCCUGUGCCAAUGAGUCCACUGGAGAGCCUUGCAUCUACUGCUGUCCGAGCAGCUAACAAGGCUCAAGCAAAACUCAUUGUUGUGCUGACUCGUGGUGGGACUACAGCAAAGUUAGUUGCCAAGUACCGUCCUGCAGUCCCAAUUCUCUCAGUGGUUGUCCCAGUUUUGACAACAGACUCAUUUGAUUGGACCUGCAGUGAUGAGACCCCAGCAAGGCACAGCCUAAUAUACAGAGGCUUGAUCCCUCUUCUCGCUGAAGGCUCUGCAAAGGCUACCGAUGCAGAAUCAACUGAGGUGAUCUUAAAUGCUGCUUUGAAUUCAGCAACAAAAAAAGGAUUGUGUGUGCAAGGUGAUGCAGUUGUGGUACUUCAUCGGGUUGGAUCGGCCUCUGUAAUAAAGAUCUGCAUAGUCAAGUGAUCAAGGCAGGCUUGGCAUCCUGCGCAUGCAUUUGUUCUGCUCAAAUAUCAAACAUGAGUUGGGAGUUUUAUUUUACUUGUCUUUCUCAUUGUCUUCAGAAUCAGGAGUGCUGCUUUCCUCAUUAUGAUCUUCUGAAUCAGCAUCACUUUCCUCAUUUUCAUUUUCUGAACCUACACUGAAAUCUUCAUAAUCAUCUUUCGAAUCAAGGGUACAUUCCUCAAUCCUCACUAACAUGUUCGUCAUCAGACCAAUUGACUAGUUUUGAUCCUGUGACUACUAGCAUUAAUGCUGGUUCUCCAUAUACUUGAAAACUUGCUCAUACUCAAGAAAAGGAUAAGUGCAAAUAUAUCUGCC